Saprolegnia parasitica CBS 223.65 is the source of this 153-nucleotide messenger RNA. RefSeq lists its product as hypothetical. The record is from RefSeq and is a predicted model, not a curated record. NCBI's taxonomy places the organism in Eukaryota, Oomycota, Saprolegniomycetes, Saprolegniales, Saprolegniaceae. The coding region runs from base 1 to 153 and encodes 50 amino acids. The transcript has 2 exons.
AUGGCAGGGUGGAUGCUUGACGAGGCUGCGCGCGUGAGCGAGUUCCAGUCGCACGAUCGCUGCCCACUGUGGUGGGUCUCGGCGCUCAGCGGCGCAUAUGCCAAAACGCCCGAGCCGCCGCCAGCGACCUUGGGCCACGCGCCGAUGGCGUGA